AUGUCAGCGGAAGAUACCAAACCAACCACUACAGAGGAAUCAUCAACCCCCAAACCACCAACUUCAAAUGUAUUCUCAAUGUUUGGUGCCAAAAAAGAAAAAAAACCAGAAGAUGAAGUAGCCAAAAAGGAAGAUGAAUCCAAAGAUACAAAAAAAGAAGAAGAAUCUUCAACAAAAGAUAAAGAAAAUGAUGAUGAUGAUAAAGCCGAAGAAGAAGAAGCUGAUGUAGAAUUUACACCAGUUAUACAAUUAGAUAAAAAAGUAGAUGUUAAAACAAAUGAAGAAGAUGAAGAAGUUAUAUAUAAAGUUAGAGCUAAAUUAUUUAGAUUUCAUGGUGACUCCAAGGAAUGGAAAGAAAGAGGUACAGGAGAUGUCAAGUUUUUAAAACAUAAAACAACUGGUAAAACAAGAAUUUUAAUGAGAAGAGAUAAAACAUUAAAAAUUUGUGCAAAUCAUUUAAUUAAUUCUGAUUAUGAAUUAAAACCAAAUAUUGGAAGUGAUAGAUCUUGGGUUUAUAAUGUUACUGCUGAUGUUUCUGAAGGUGAACCUGAAGCUCAAACUUUAGCUAUAAGAUUUGGUAAUAAAGAAAAUGCUGAUUUGUUUAAAGAACAUUUCGAUGAAGCUAAAAAAGAUAAUGCUAAAAAGGAUUAA
Messenger RNA from Lodderomyces pseudojiufengensis, 651 nucleotides. It is a transcript of the gene YRB1, whose product is annotated as Ran GTPase-binding protein. Gene Ontology annotation, biological process: protein import into nucleus. The record is from RefSeq and is a predicted model, not a curated record. Lineage: Eukaryota; Fungi; Ascomycota; Pichiomycetes; Serinales; Debaryomycetaceae. Gene Ontology annotation, cellular component: nuclear pore; cytoplasm. Bases 1 to 651 code for a protein of 216 amino acids. Gene Ontology annotation, molecular function: GTPase activator activity. The transcript has a single exon.